Molecule: messenger RNA, 2686 nt
Organism: Drosophila takahashii
Lineage: Eukaryota; Metazoa; Arthropoda; Insecta; Diptera; Drosophilidae
Product: protein CIP2A
Source: RefSeq, a predicted model, not a curated record
GACAAUUUUCGAAAUUAAUUUCUGUUUGACGCUACAUACUUUUUGCAAGCCAAUCGCAAACUCGAGAACCAAGAUCGGAUUGGAAGGGCACCGGAUGGCUACGCUACGGAACCACACCUCCUCGACCGGGGGCAGCCAGGACUCGCCGCAGGACGCGGGCGCCACGCUGGCCAUCGGCUAUGUUCGGGAAUUCAGGGCCCGGGCGGCCGCCUUCCAGACGCAGCGCUCCGAGGAGUCGCUGGUCUACGUGCAGCGCAGCGUGGCCCUGCUGGGCACCAAGGUGCAGCCGGCGCAUUUCGCUCCGGCGCCUGGCAACCUGGAGCUGGCCCGCUUCUACGUCGAUCUGCACGCUCUGAUGGGCGCCCUGGAGAACGAGGCGGCCGAGGGCGAUGUGCUGUGGGCCUGCGUCGGCCUGGUGCAGCACUGCAGCCGGAAUCUGGAGGCCCGCCAGGCGAUCGUCGAGCGCUUCUGCUUCGUGCCGCUGCUGGGCCUGCUAAUCCGGCGGACGCGGCGGGCGGAGCGGGUCUACAGGCUGCUGGUGCUCCUCCAGGACCUCACCUACGGCAUACACAUCGCCUGGGAGGAGCCCUACCUGGCGGCGCUGAUCGAGCAUCUGGUGGAGAUCGUCCUGGGCACGGAAAGCGGCUCUAAUGGAUCGAAUAAUGGAGGAAAUGGCGCCUCCUCCGAUGACGACGACUCGCAUGCUCUGCUCGCCCUGUCCGUGCUGGUGAAUCUCUGCUACAAGAACUUCGCCGUGCUGUUCCUCUUCCUGCGCAGCGUCAACAUAUCGGCGUUCUGCCGGCGCAUCCAGCACUACGGCCUGCUGGCCAACAAGAUGCUGAUCAUCCUCUCGGAGGACGUGUACGCCUUCGAGCUGCAGGAGCUGCACACCUUCCUGCGCGUGUCCUUUGCCGGCAUCGAGGACUGCCUGAAGCACUGGAACGUCGCCCAGCUGCGGCACAUCGUGGACUUCCUGCUGGACUCGCAGUGCCAUGCCGGCCUCCAUCGGGCGAUGCUGUCGCAUAGUCACUUCUGCGAGGACGUGGAGAAGCUGCUGGACCAAAUUGACGCGCGCAGUGGGAUGGACGACUCGCAGGAGGAGACGCGCAAGCACCAGCAGAUCUGCCUGGGCCUCGUCUUCCGCCUGAUCAGCUACGUGCUGCAGCUCUCCGAGGACGGCAGCAGCUCCAUCAGCCUGGACGCCAUCACGCCGCGCCUCUACGAGCUGCUGGGCGACUGGCUGGCCUCCGAUCUGUGCGGCGUGGCGGCCAUCGAGCUGCUCUGCACCCUGCUGCGCCUGGGCAAGCGUGCGGCGGUGGCCCAGAUGAUUGCCCGCGAUCCCUCGCAUGUCGUCGGUUUGGUGGCCAGUGCCGAGCGAUCGGAGACCAAGCCUGCCCAGGUUUUGGCCACCCUGCGCCUGCUGAUCGUCCUGCUGCAGGAGACCAAGACCGAGAAGCUGGUGCUGUCCAAGAUCUCCGAGUCGUACUUCGACAAGAUUCUGGCCGCGCCGCUGUCGCUCGUUCCCCAGUUCCUCGGCACCCAGAGCCUGGCGCAGAGCGAGGUGGAGAAGGCCUGCUUCUGCCUGCUGCUGCUGGUCAACGUGGCCGGGAUCGCCAAGAAGGCGUAUUUGGACAAGUGCUGCGCGCUGAUGGAGCAGCCCCAGCUGCAGUACUGCCUGGCACGCGGCAUGGUCAGCCGGAGUGAGCCGCUGGUGGCGGCCGUCCUGCAGAUUGCCCAGUUCGAGGACUUUCCCAAGGCAGCCGUGGCCAAGCACGUGGCUGCUAUUAGCAGUGGUCCCAGCGGCACUCCGGCCGCAGUCUGCAGCGAUCAGGCCGAGCAGUGGCGAAACCUGGGCUCGAUCCUCAAGGGCCACCGCACCUUCACCGACAAGGAAACGGCGCAGCGGGUGAACGCCCUGCUCGACAGCAUCGGCGGCAUCGUGCGCCGCAACGAACUGGCCUCCGCGCCCGUCUCCCAGGUGAUCGAGCUGUACAACCAUCGCAUCGACAGCCUCAACGGCGCCGUUCUGGGGCUGCAGCAGCGCCUGGAGCAGGCGGGAAAGCAGCUGGUCAGCGGCACGCAGCUCGCCCACGUUCAGAGCGCCGAACUGGAGCGCUUCCAGGCCACCAACUUCGAGCUGCUCAUCAGCCAGGAGCGGCUGCAGACGCAGUGCAAGGAUCUCAAGCAGCAGACGGUCGAGCUGAAGAGCAACAUGACUAACCUGCUGAAGCAGAUGUCCGAGAACUCCGUCCACCUGCAGGCCAACGAGCGGCGGCUGCUGGUCAAGAAGUCGGAGAUCGCGGAGCUGCAGAAGGAGUGCGAGGAGCUGCGCACGAGCCUGGCCGCCAAGAGCGAGGAGCUGACCAAGCUGGAGGCCCACAACAAGGAGAAUACCUCUCGCAUCGACAAGCUCAAGAAGUCGAUGGUGGCCUACGAGCAGGACAUGAAGGAGAAGCUGCGCACCAUCGAGGAGCGCGAACGGGAGCUGGCCAAGACGCACAAGGCGCUGGAGGAGCAGCGGGAGGCGUGCAAGAAGUCCGAGGACCUCGUCUCCGUUUUAGAGACGCAGCUGCAGGAGCGCAAGGACCAGAUCGAGCACCUCGAGAUGGAGCAAAAGGAGACGGAGGACCUGCGCAAGACCAUCAUGAGUUUGAUGGAGAGCAAAAAGCCGAAGCGAAAGGCCUAG